AUUAAUUAAUUGUCAUGUUUCUUGCAAAAGAGUAAACAAAGUUGUCUUUUGACCAUUACUUUUCAACUAAGGGAGAUGGAACAAUAAUAAUGAUGUUGUUUAACCUUUUGGGUUGGCCAAAUUCUAACACAAAACAGCACUCCUAACAUUUGGGAGAUUUGACUUAUUUUAUUUGCAACACUAAGAUUAACAAAUUCCCUAGUCAAACAAAACUCAUGGAAUGGCUUGUAUAUAUGUGAUAAGAACAACACAAUAAGGUGGGUUAACCAAUGCCAACCGCGAUUAGGUAGAUUAAUCCCCCAAUAAAUAUUGGUUAAUUGUGUGUAUGUAUCACACGUUGGUUGAACAACGACGUGGCAAUGAAACCUUUGGUUUCUAAUCAAACAACUUGAACAUCAUUGAGUCCCAUAAUCUGAGUCUUAAAGAUCACAAAGAAUGGCAAGAGCCCAACUAAGUAUUCAACCAAAAAUUUUGAAGACUUAUAAUUGUUUGGAACAAUUUUUUUCUAUAUUACGAUUUUAUUAAGAUCAAAGGGAACAUGAAAAUUAUUUGAAAUUUCAAUGUAAAGAAAUAAUGAUGGUAGUAUAUAUGUUCAUCACAAAUGAUGAUGGCAAGAGCCCAACUAAGUAUUCAACCAAAAUUAUUUGAAAUUAGGUUCUCGAUUGAAUGGUAGUAUAUAUGUUCAUCACAAAUUUUGAAUUUAAUCACUUUUAAUCUUUUAUGGAUGAUUAGAUGCACUAAUUAAGAUUUUCACACAAAACGUGUAACACAAAACAACCACAAGCACUCAAAUCAAAUCGAAAACCAAGAAAUAUUUUAAAAUAUAUGUUUCAUCGCCAAUAAUAAGUUAAUAAUAACCAGCAUUACGAGUUAUGGACUGAUGGCAAUUGGCAACCCAACCAAACCAAUUGCACCCCUAACUAUUGGUGGCAGAAGGUAAAGACAAUUGGAUCUCAGGCCCUAUUUGGUACUUGGGCCAUUUGACCAAUAUCAACCGGGGCCUUGCGGGCUCCUCACAGUCCCUAAACGUUAUUAUUUUCAAGACAUUCAUUCCCCAUUUCUCCGUUCUCACUUUCUCAGUCUCCCCUAUAGUCAUCCAUCUGAACUGUCAACACUUGAUAGCAUCUCGGGAUUUUGAUUAGUAAAAUUAAAAUGCGUAAAUCUUCUUCAUCUCCAUCGGAAUAAUCUUCAAACUGAUUCAGCGCCGGAGAGCCGGUUUCGUCGCCGCCGAUUCCACCAAGGUAGCAUCCUCCAGCUAGCUCUCUUCUUGAUCUGUGCUUGCCACUUUUCCUCGUCGAAUUUGCUGCUUGUGGCUUAUUCUCCGGUAAAUAUCAUGGCGAUUACUGAAAAUGUUGGUUUUGAUCGGAUGACAUAGCUGUGCUGUAUUCUUCACUUCUCUGUUUCUUGCGUUUUCUUUCUUUGCUGUGCUUGUUCUCUGCCAAAUCAUAAACUGUUGAUGCUAUAGGCUGCUCGACCUGCCUUGGUCGAUCUGUUUGCUGCGACAAGCUUCGUCUUUACUUCGCUUGCCGAAUUCGGUGCAAUGAGAUGGACGUGAAACUUGUGGAAAUCGCUGCAGUUGCCUAAGGUUUGAGCUGUUCUCCGUUGAUAGGCGGAUCAGCUGGUGCAUUUCUUGCUUCUUGCGGAGCCAGAUUAGGGUGUAGAGUUUAGUUCUGCCUAGGAAGUUUAGACUUGUUGUAGUCGUUAUAAUGGCUAUUUUCAUGAACUUGCAUCUCUUUGUCCCGGAAGCGUUGUGAUUUUCUGACUUCAAUUCUUGUUCCUUGUUAGAUGAUGAUAGCACGACAUUGGUUAGGCUUCUCCCUGGUGCUGCUAUGCCUUCUACAUACUUCAGAAGCCAGCCCUGGUGAUGCUCAUCCUGUUUACAGGAGCUGUGUGACAGUAUGUGAGAGGGAUGGCUGCAUUGGUAAAACCUGCUUUGCCGACUGCAACUAUUCUUCUAAUGGUGCCUCUCAUGAUAGUCCAUGGUACACUCAAGAGCCUCUCUAUCAACGCUGGAAACAGUGGGGCUGCGAGAGUGAGUGCAAGUAUUUCUGCAUGCUUGCCAGAGAAGAAGAGAGAGCAAAACACGGUUAUGGUCCACUCAAAUACCAUGGAAAAUGGCCCUUUAAGCGUGUCUUCGGCAUUCAGGAGGUUGCCUCUGUGGUUUUCUCUGCAUUGAACCUUUAUGCUCAUAUUCAUGGUUGGCUAUCAUUAAUCAUCCUUCUAUACUACAAGUUGCCCCUGAGAUGUGACAAGAAGACUUACUACGAAUACACCCCAUUGUGGCACAUCUAUGGACUCUUGUCAUGUAACUCCUGGUUCUGGAGCAUUAUUUUCCAUAGUCGAGAUGUAGCCUUGACAGAGAAGCUAGACUACUCAUCCGUAGUGGCAUUAAUCGGAUACUCACUUAUACUUUCCAUCCUAAGAAGCUUCAACAUUAAGGAGGAAGCUUCCAGAGUCAUGGUCGCAGCUCCACUGCUCGCAUUCAUCACAACCCAUAUACUGUACCUCAACUUCUACCAGAUGGACUACGGAUGGAACAUCAUAGUCUGUGUCGCAAUGGGCAUCGUCCAGCUUCUCACGUGGGCGAUCUGGGCAGGAGUGAGCCACCAUCCGUCUCGAUGGAAGGUCUGGGUACCAGUGAUCGGAGGUGGGCUGGCCAUGCUGCUGGAGAUCUACGACUUCCCUCCGUACAAAGGCUACUUCGAUGCCCAUUCAAUUUGGCACGCCACAACCAUCCCUCUCACAUACGUGUGGUGGAGCUUCAUUAGAGAUGAUGCUGAGCUCGCCACCUCCUACCUCCUGAAAAAGUCCAAAUAGCUUCCUAGUUUCAUAGACUGACUCACCUGCUAGAGUCUUGAUGGUUUUCAAGUUCAACUAAGAUAGAGAGAAACAAGGGGGCAUUCGCAUUUUUACGUAAGUCAGCUGGUUCGUAAACAACUGUGUUGUUGAUUGGAAGGGAACAGUUCUCAUUGAACACAGUUUUAACAGUCGAACUCUACGCGUAUACAUUAGUUGAAGAAAAAUUCCAAAGCAGAUCCUACUUUCGGUGGCAGAGUUUUCGUUGUGCUACCGAGUGUACUAAACAAGUGAAAUCAAACUCUUUCUACAGUCUACACUAUACAGAGAGACCAAUCUCCAUGCUUCAUCCAAAACACUAACCUUGUAAGUCGAUCUAUGUAAUGAACACAAUAUACCAGA
Molecule: messenger RNA, 3198 nt
Organism: Linum trigynum
Lineage: Eukaryota; Viridiplantae; Streptophyta; Magnoliopsida; Malpighiales; Linaceae
Source: the annotation of a GenBank genome assembly